AUGUCAAUAGUGUCCGUAACUCCACAUUGCCCUGAAUCUACAAACAGUUGCAAAUCAGACACUUGUUACAAUGGAGGAAUUUGUCACGAAGGCUGGAACCGUGUGAUAUGUGACUGUUCAAACACCGAGUACGCUGGAGCCACUUGCAUGAAAGAAUCAUCCAUGUACAGUUUUAACGGAACACAAUACGUACAAGCAAUAAUGCCGGAAAAGAUGACAACUCAAGUUGAAGACAUGUAUUUUCGAUUCAAAACAAAUAGGCCCUUGGCAGUGUUAAUGAAGACGUUCGACAGUUCAUGGGAUAGACUGGAAAUCGCAUUGAUAGUUGGAAAAAUUAGAUUAGCCUUAAAGAUCGGUGACAAAGAAAAGGUGGUUCUAUGUGGAUCUCAUUUAGACGAUAAUAACUGGCAUUCAGUGCACUAUAUUAGAAGGGCACAUGAAAUUCGUUUAAAAGUGGACAAUGUCACUGUUAAAAAUGAUUCCGAUAUGGAAGAUAAAAUAACUCUUAGAUGGCAAGGUCUAUUAGUUGGUGGAACGCCUCCUAAGGAUCCAGACGGUUUAGCAAACCUCCCCAGCUUCAUCGGUAGCAUCCAACAAUUUAUACUAAACAAAAUUAAUUAUUUUGAUCUCGCAAAAAUUUCAACCAAAGGCUUUUCGGAAGACUUGCCCAAAGUACACAUGACCUCCAAAUAUCAAAAACAAGAAAAACCUCCUUCAUUGGUGCACACGGUUACGUUCCUGUCAAAGAAUACGUUCAUAGGAUUGCCACCAUUAAAGGCCUACUCCAGAAUGGAAGUUUACUAUCGAUUUAAGACUAAGCACACAUCUGGAUUGUUUUUCUACAACGGUGGAAAACACAACGACUUUGCACUUGCCGAAUUGAUCAAUGGCCACAUACUUAUCAACAUUCGUUCAGGCACGCACGUGAUUCGACUUCGGACACUUCGAGAACAGUUACAGUGCAACUAG
Molecule: messenger RNA, 969 nt
Organism: Macrosiphum euphorbiae (potato aphid)
Lineage: Eukaryota; Metazoa; Arthropoda; Insecta; Hemiptera; Aphididae
Source: the annotation of a GenBank genome assembly